This is a messenger RNA of Carassius carassius (crucian carp), 1211 nucleotides long. RefSeq names its product mitochondrial S-adenosylmethionine carrier protein-like. Lineage: Eukaryota; Metazoa; Chordata; Actinopteri; Cypriniformes; Cyprinidae. The transcript has 11 exons. Bases 128 to 931 code for a protein of 267 amino acids. The record is from RefSeq and is a predicted model, not a curated record. Gene Ontology annotation, molecular function: S-adenosyl-L-methionine transmembrane transporter activity. Gene Ontology annotation, cellular component: mitochondrial inner membrane.
UCAUCACGUGACGUCAGCGGGAGCACACGCCUCAAACAUGGCGGCGCCCGUGAUGAGCGUGCGAUAGUUGUUGCAUAGAGUGUCAAAGAUCAGUCACCUGCUUAAUGCUGCAGUCCUCACGUACAGUAUGGACAGACGAGACUUCACAGCCUCCCUUGUGGCAGGCGGCUGUGCGGGAAUGUGUGUAGAUCUCACUCUCUUCCCUCUGGACACCAUAAAGACUAGGUUACAGAGCCAGCAGGGCUUUUACAAGGCAGGAGGGUUCCGAGGGAUCUAUGCAGGGGUCCCGUCAGCAGCUAUAGGCUCCUUUCCCAAUGCUGCAGUGUUUUUCGUCACCUAUGAAAGCACAAAGUCGUUCUUUACCGGCUACAGUGCUACAAACUUGGCCCCCGUCACUCACAUGCUGGCCGCUUCACUUGGAGAAAUCGUGGCCUGUCUGAUCCGUGUGCCGACUGAAGUAGUAAAGCAGAGGACACAGGCCAAUCCCUCUCUCAGUACCUACCGAGUGCUGCUGAACACACUACAAGAAGAGGGUUUCGGAGGCUUGUACAGAGGUUAUGGCAGUACAGUACUUAGGGAGAUCCCAUUCUCGCUGGUGCAGUUUCCACUCUGGGAGUACCUAAAGGCCAUUUGGUGGAGGAGGCAGGGGGGACGGCUGGACUCUUGGCAGGCAGCAGUGUGCGGAGCUCUUGCAGGUGGAGUAGCAGCAUUCGUCACGACUCCGCUAGAUGUUGCGAAGACUUGGAUAAUGUUGGCUAAGGCUGGGACGAGCACAGCCAGUGGAAACAUCCCAACGGUUUUGUAUGAGGUGUGGAGGAGCCGAGGAAUACCCGGGCUGUUCGCCGGCAGCAUCCCCAGAGUGACGUUCAUCAGCAUGGGAGGCUUCAUUUUCCUCGGAGCAUAUGAGAAAGUGCGGCGUACGCUUUUAUAAACACCAUCGUCAUGGACAGUAUGGGCCAGUUUGUGCUGGACCAGUUUCUUCAACCUGAACUCUGACUGUACAGCCAAAACUGCAAAACCACGGCGAGGACACCUGGUGCCUGGAUAAAAAGAUCACAUAACAUAGUGGUUUGCAUUCCUGAUAAUCAGUGCACAACAGAUUGAGUUUAACUGCCUGAAUUCAACUUAUGUUACACCACAGAUCGAGUUCAAACUCCGAUAUCAUUUUUGCAGGCCUACAUGAAUCUAUUAAAAAAGUAUUUUUACAAAAA